Molecule: messenger RNA, 876 nt
Organism: Zeugodacus cucurbitae (melon fly)
Lineage: Eukaryota; Metazoa; Arthropoda; Insecta; Diptera; Tephritidae
Product: DNA-binding protein D-ETS-3-like
Exons: 4
Coding region: 1-876 (291 amino acids)
Source: RefSeq, a predicted model, not a curated record
AUGACUAACGUCUUCUGUGCUUCACAAGUUGUGAUCUACAUUGAGUACCUAGAGAAGGCAAAAAGACUCAAGUGGACUGCAGGUGUACCGCCACCAAUUCAGCACCAGCCGCAGCAACAACAGCUUGAAUACGCCGACAGCUUGCAGCAGCAUUGUCAGUACGAGCGGCCAUUACCCCACGAGCAUACAUACGCCACCGUCAUGUAUGAGAAUUCCUGUUCAUAUCAAACCGCGCUCGAUUUGAAGCGCGUAUCACCACCGACACUGGCGCAGGUGAAGACCGAAGACUGCUUGACGCUCGGUCAAUGUUCACCCGAUUGGUCCACAUACCGCUUCCAUCAGUCCACGUUCGAGCAGCUGAAACAAAGCGUUGAGAAGGCGAAAGCGGCAUUGCAAGAUCGCAGCAGUUUCUUUGGAGCGUCCAGCGCAUUUAGUGACAUUUACUCAACGCAACGACUGAGCGACACACUCGGCGACACGCUGCCCAAUGUGCAGCCGUCAAAUGGCGGCAAUUGCAUCGGCAUUGUGCACAAUAGCGGCGGCAUAAGCGGCAAUUCAGUGGCGAGCACGCCGAGUCUGGUGCUGAACGGUAAUUGCAUCACCACCGUCUCAUCGGCCACAACGGGGCAACGCUAUCGUUUGGAUAGCCUACAACCGGUGACCGGUUGUUCACCCGUCUCACAGCAUGGCGUCAUCAGCGCGAGCAGUGCGCCGCCACCACUGACACCCGGCGCGCUCGACACGGUCGGCGUGGUGGACAGCAAGUCUAGAGCCUUUAUCACAUGUCAAGAGCCGGCAUGUCCCAAUGCACUUGGUCCUUCCAAUGAGUGCGAGAGCGAUCUUGCUUCCGUUGUGCAUCCAAAGAUCUCGAAUUGA